AUGAUUUCUAAUAAUAACAAUGGUGUCUCGGACACGAAUGUUCUUUCUAUCAAUCAUGUUGUUCACUUGAUUGACUCUUUGGAGGUUUACACAGAAAAGUUAAGUCCAAUAGUAGAGGAUUUACUAGAGCAAGGAGAAUCAUGUAGAAAUAGGACAAAUUCCUUUUCACAAACACAUUUAUACAACAACAAUACCCCUUGUAUUGGUCUUGAUUGUGAAGGAUCUCCUGAUCUAGUCAAGCAAAGUGGAACACUAUGUAUUAUACAAAUAUCUUUAAUUAACAAAUUACAUCCUGAAAUUCUAGAUAUUUACAUUAUUGAUGUAUUUAAAAUUGGAGGACAAGAGUUAUCAAACAAGACCAAUCUCCGAAAACUCCUAGAGUCCAAAACAGUACUAAAAGUAAUCCAUGAUGGUAGAAGAGAUUCGGAUGUUCUCUUCUAUCAAAUGAAUGGAACCAAACUAAAUUUCACAUUCGACACACAAAUUGCUGAUGUUUCUAUAAGACAAAGUCAUGUAUUCUAUUCUCUAUAUAAGAGUAAUAACACUGUUUUAUCCUUAUUUGAAUCAAACUUCUUGCCCAAGUUUGUCAAGUGGUUUUGUUACAUCGAUUUGAUUACAGGAAAUAGCUCACCUGAACACUAUGGUGACAUGUUGAAGGGAUUCAUGACUGAUUUGGAAGAUUUUGUAAAGGAAACCUAUAACAAGCAAAACUAUAAGCAAGCUCCAGAACUUCAAGCCGACUGUGCUCGUUCCAUUGCCAACAUGAUUGUAAAUGCAGCCCAUAGUUUCAAGUCACAUGAAAGAAAAGAUGCCCAUAUAGCAGCUAAAUUUUGUAGAGAUGUUACAAAUAAUGUUAGGAAUAGUGUAUUUUUCCAAAAGGAUGGAAAGGACAAGUUUUUGAAAGCCUUCAAGGAUCAAAUCAUAGAAAAGACUAUUGAAAAAUUCACAUCAACACUUUCUAAAGCUAAUUUUGACGAAUACCAAUCUAGAAACCAUUUAAAUAGUCAAAGUGCCAAACAUAAUAGUUCUAUAUUACCUACCAGCUCUGAACUAAUUAGCAAAACAGUGGCUACCAACAUGUUUGAAAGAACUGGUUUUCUUAACAUUAUAUUUAUUGUAAAUUUAUAUCACCUAAGAGUUAUUGAGAGAAAAUUAUUUAUUGAAAAGAUAUUGGACGUGUUAAUAUCCCAAGAAAUUGAAUCCAAUCUAGAGUUGACUUACUAUAUUGUCAGAUUAAAUUAUUUGGUAGUCUUUCUCAGUGAAAAGAACAUUGAGGACGAUGAUUGUAUAAAUGAUAAUCUGGAAAACUUGCGAGAAACUAUCAAAUCUUGGAUGAAUACUGAGCAAGCAGUAUUGUCACCGUCUAGCCCUUAUUUGAAUGCUGCCAAAGGUGAAGCAACUGUUUCAACUGAAUUGUUUACUAACAUUGAUGCUAAUGUAAAUAUUGUCUCCCUGGAUAUUGUAAAUAUUAACGAAAAAUGGCAAUUGAAACAACUUUCACAACCUAGUACUAUUGUGACUAAUAACAACACCAACAACCUAGGAAUGUUUGUAACUCACUACCCAAUCACUAACUAUUUCAAGAUUAAGGGAUUGGUUCGAUUACUACACGACUUUUGUAUGAUAGAUUAUUCCUCCAAGAAAACCAUUCAAGAACAAGUAAUAUCUGAGGAAACUUACUGGAAAACGAGACCUUUGAGUAGUGAUCAAUUGGAAGGAGCUGCGUUGGACGUAAAAUAUUUGCUCUUCCUCUAUGAAACACAAAGAUUACACCUCAUGAACAAAAAGUUUAAACCUGGUAAUGAAAGCCCUUCCCUAGCGUCAACAAUUAUCAGAAGAAGCUAUCUAUAUGAUGGAACCUUGAGAGAUUAUGAAUUUCCAUACCUUACAGAAGAAAGAAAAGAAUACUUGAGGGAAAAUGGUGUAAUGGACGAUGGAUACUUUUAUGUGGAUAUUCCUCUGGAUGAAUAUUACAAGAGUAAAUCCCAAAAUGAAAAUAAGGAACAACAUUUGAGGCUUUACUUCUUUGUUGGAAAGGAGCUUGCUAAAAAUUGUGAAUUUGAAUUUAUGAACAAUAAUAAUCCGAACAGGGUUGUAACAAUCACCCAAGAUGAAACUCCGCAAUUUACUUCCAAAUAUUUCCUUGGUAAACUAAUUGGUUCUAAGGGUAAACAUAUUGCAGAGCUGGUUAUGAACUUUCCAUCAGUUUCUAUGGGAACUUCAGAACAGACAUUUAUUGUAUUUGGAUCUUAUCAUGAAGUGGGAACAAUCAAUGAUUUGCUCAUUCGAGAAAAGGAGGUUAAAAUCACUCAGGAACAAUACAAUAAGAUUUCACACAGAUCCAGCCAUAUCAAAUAUCGUUCAGGAUGUGAAUAUAUCAAAUUCCCAAUUGCCACCACUACCACUACACCUACUGAUCCAACAACUGUAAGCAUUCUCUUAGGAGGAGGUAAAAGGGCAAUUGCAAAAGCCGAACAAGUUAUCCAACAAUUUAUCACCAACGCCACCAUCACUCAGUAAAUUCAUAUCACAACAAAUCUUUGUUUUCCUCAUAUGGUUCUGAAAUCGAAAGUUCAUAAAUAAAAAUAAUAAAAUUAAUAAACCACAAGAGGGAGUUAUUUACAAUCUAAACUGGUACAGAAACAUGCCCUAAUCAUGUUUAAGAUAGCGAGGAAUAAGUGAUCACACUGCAACCCCGACGGCCUCUGGUCUCCAUUGAUCUUCGAAAGGAGAAAGGGCAACUUACCACCCCAGCUGGUUUGGUUACUGUUAUUUCCUCGUCGGCUAGCUGGUGUGGUGGUUGUCUUUUUAAUUUUGAUCAUCUUUAAAGGAAUGGUUUGUAAUCAUUGGUGAAUAUUAAUCUCUUAUUGCAUUUCAUAGCCAAUUUGGAAUUUUGGUCCAAGUUGGGGAGGCGUUUUAAUGUCCACACAACAAUUUGGUCACAUUGCAAGUUCUUGAUAAGGUGUGAAACUUCACAUAUUUCGUUUAGAAUAACAGUCCUCAAUUCCAAGCUCGUUCGACUGAAUAUUUUGCUUGCCUCUUCAUUGAGAGUGAAUCGAAUAAUUCUCAAGUUUGUUAAAUUGGAGUGUGAGAGAUAGUAAGCUGAUUUCUCAGGAUUUUCAAAAUCAAUUUCCAAGCAUUUCAGGUUUCUAAGAUUUCCAUUAGAAAUAAUUUCACUUCCAGCAUCAUUAAUUCCUGAAAUUGUUAAAUGAAUGAUAUUUUCCAAUUUCGAAAUAUGUCUAACAGCUUCCAAAUCGCCAACAUUACUUGCUUCCAAGUGUCGUAAUUGCAAGAGUUGACCAAUAUUGGAAAAAUCCAUUUCGUAACAGUUUCUAAUAAUUAGAGUUUUCAAUCCAACGAAUUUGGAAAUGAUUACUGGCAAUUCGUAUACAUAAUAAAAUUCCAAAUGCUCUAAUUGAGGCAUUUCUAUAU
Naegleria gruberi is the source of this 3432-nucleotide messenger RNA. RefSeq lists its product as uncharacterized. Gene Ontology annotation, biological process: nucleobase-containing compound metabolic process. The transcript has a single exon. NCBI's taxonomy places the organism in Eukaryota, Heterolobosea, Eutetramitea, Acrasida, Naegleriidae. Gene Ontology annotation, molecular function: 3'-5' exonuclease activity; nucleic acid binding. Bases 1 to 2520 code for a protein of 839 amino acids. The record is from RefSeq and is a predicted model, not a curated record.